AUGGCGUCCCCGCGGGAGCUGACGCAGAACCCCCUCAAGAAGAUCUGGAUGCCCUACAGCAACGGGCGGCCGGCCCUGCACGCCUGCCAGCGCCGCGUGUGCAUGACCAACUGCCCCACGCUCAUCGUCAUGGUGGGGCUGCCCGCCCGCGGCAAGACCUACAUCUCCAAGAAGCUGACCCGCUACCUCAACUGGAUCGGCGUGCCCACGCGGGAGUUCAACGUGGGCCAGUACCGCCGGGAGAUGGCCAAGACGUACAGGUCCUUCGAGUUCUUCCUCCCCGACAACGAGGAGGGCCUGCGGAUCCGAAAGCAGUGUGCCCUGGCCGCGCUCCGUGACGUCCGGCAGUUCCUCAGCGAGGAGGGCGGACACGUGGCGGUUUUCGAUGCCACAAACACCACGCGAGAACGCAGGGCGACCAUCUUUAAUUUCGGGGAGCAGAAUGGCUACAAGACCUUCUUCGUCGAGUCCAUCUGUGUGGACCCCGAGGUCAUCGCCGCCAACAUCGUGCAAGUGAAGCUGGGCAGCCCGGACUACGUGGGCCGCGACGGCGAGGAGGCAGCCGAGGACUUCCUGCGGCGCAUCGCCUGCUACGAGAGCUCCUACGAGCCGCUGGACGAGGAGCUGGACAGGGACCUGUCCUACAUCAAGAUCAUGGACGUGGGCCAGAGCUACGUGGUGAACCGCGUGGCCGACCACAUCCAGAGCCGCAUCGUGUACUACCUCAUGAACAUCCACGUGACGCCCCGCUGCAUCUACCUCUGCCGGCACGGCGAGAGCGAGUUCAACCUCAAGGGGCGCAUCGGGGGGGACCCUGGGCUGUCCCCCCGCGGCCGGGAGUUUGCCAGGAGCCUGGCCCAGUUCAUCCGCGACCAGAACAUCAAGGACCUGAAGGUGUGGACCAGCCAGAUGCGCCGCACCAUCCAGACUGCCGAGGCCCUGGGCGUGCCCUACGAGCAGUGGAAGGUGCUCAACGAGAUCGACGCGGGCGUCUGCGAGGAGAUGACCUACGAGGAGAUCCAGGGCCACUACCCCCUGGAGUUUGCCCUGCGGGACCAGGACAAGUACCGGUACCGCUACCCCAAGGGGGAGUCCUACGAGGACCUGGUGCAGCGCCUGGAGCCGGUGAUCAUGGAGCUGGAGCGGCAGGAGAACGUGCUGGUCAUCGGGCACCAGGCGGUGAUGCGCUGCCUCCUGGCCUACUUCCUGGACAAGGCGGCAGAGCAGCUGCCCUACCUCAAGUGCCCGCUGCACACGGUGCUGAAGCUGACGCCCGUGGCCUACGGCUGUAAGGUGGAGUCCAUCUUCCUGAACGUGGGGGCAGUGAACACGCACCGAGAGAGGCCGCAGAACGUGGACAUCGCGAGGCCCCCAGAGGAGGCGCUGGUCACGGUCCCCGCUCACCAGUGA
This is a messenger RNA of Pipistrellus nathusii (Nathusius's pipistrelle), 1410 nucleotides long. The record is from the annotation of a GenBank genome assembly. NCBI's taxonomy places the organism in Eukaryota, Metazoa, Chordata, Mammalia, Chiroptera, Vespertilionidae.